Messenger RNA from Pygocentrus nattereri (red-bellied piranha), 1680 nucleotides. RefSeq names its product nuclear factor 7, brain-like. Lineage: Eukaryota; Metazoa; Chordata; Actinopteri; Characiformes; Serrasalmidae. The coding region runs from base 74 to 1042 and encodes 322 amino acids. The record is from RefSeq and is a predicted model, not a curated record. The transcript is spliced from 6 exons. Gene Ontology annotation, molecular function: zinc ion binding.
CAGAUAGAGCAGAAAAGCUCUACUGAAUUGAAAUCAAUUGAUUUUGGAUUAAGCACACUUAAAAAUUUCCCCAAUGGCUUCUUUGUCUAUGCAGAUUCGAUGUGGAGUGUGCUUGAACGAUUUAAGGGAUCCGGUGUCUAUUCCAUGCCAACACUCCUACUGUAGAGUGUGCAUCACCCGUCACCUGGCCGUGAAUGGCGAUGAAAACAGAUGUCCAGAGUGCCGGAGUCUCUUUAGCAGGGAUGAUGUCAGGGUCAAUCGGGCGUUGAGGAACAUCGUGGACGCUGUUAGAGCCCAUCUGGAGGAGCAUGAAUCCCUCAGAGAACCAUCAAUGUCCACCCUGAGGAGACCAAACCAGACCUCUACAGACCAAUGUCCCAACCACUUCGAGACGUUCAGCCUUUUCUGUGAGACAGAUCAGAAACUCAUCUGUGUGGCCUGCAGAAGGGACCGAAGGCAUCAGGGGCACAGGUUCAAAAAUCUGAGUGAGGCAUUCCAGGCCAAUAAGUUGAAGGCAGCCGAGAGGUUUGACAUUUUGGUCUGUGAAAACAAGACACUGGUGGAGUUGAUUGAGAGCCAGGCUGACGAGAUUAAAAGAACAAGGGAGCAGUCAAAGGUGCUGUCAGACCAGCUUUCUGAGCAGUUUGAGCAGAUGCACCAGUUUCUGAGAGAUAAAGAGGACGAGGUAAAGGCACUGCUGUUGGUGGAGGAGGAUAAUCUUUUAGAACGUAUGGAGGUAAACCUGUUUCCAAUGGAGGAAAUGUUGUCGGAAGUGAAAGUGAAUCAAGGAGUGUUAGUGUCGGCCCUGGAGAUGGACGAACCCUGCCAGUUCCUGCAGUGGUGGGCUGAGUGUGGACAGUCACUUAUUGGGGAAACGGCGUCAUCUCAACGAAUGCCUGUGAGUGAUGUUACAGUUAUUCGUAACACACUGUUCCUCGGGCCCUAUGAGACUGACCUGAAGGUCACUGUCUGUAAAGUGAUGCUCAAAUCCAUCCAACCAGGUUUGCCUGUUUCCUCUGCAUCUCCGCUGGACAGAAUCUGAAUGGAGAGGAACACAUUUACAGUUUGUUGGUACUGAGGCCAACAUGAUAUCUAAAGGUGCUUCAACAGGGACAUUUAGGGUUUUUCACAUUGGAUACGAAGUUAACGAACAUGUUUAGAAUUAAGGCAUUUUUAUGACUUAAUUGCUGAUGUAAUCACUAGUUAUGCAGUCAUAUAAUAUCAUGAGGAAGAGAGUUAUACAGUCAUAUAUAUAAGUUUGAGCACCCCUGAUCAGGUCCUAUUACACAUAUUGCUGAUCUUCUAUGUGAAAAAAAGUUAACUAAUUUUCUACAGAGAACAUACUUAAAUACAGGAUUGCUGCGAAUUGUAAUGCACACUUAAAAAUAAACCAUAAAAUGUACCAUAACUUCUUUAGACCCCUGCCCCAAAAUAAAUCUGCUAAAUUUAGCAAAUAAACAGUAAUUUUGCAGUAAAAUAUGCAGAAGUGUUCACUGCAGAGUAUGUGUUAAUUAUUAUCACUUAGAAAAUCAACAACAACCUGGAAUUUGGCUAAAAUUUUUGCAUAAAACUGGAGUUUUUUGCAGUUCUUAAUAUAUGAGUAAUAGUUAUGUUUUGGGCUGAAUUGUGCUCAAGAAAUAUAUGCACAUCAUUUUGUUGAAGAAAUGCUUUUAUAUUCAU